Telopea speciosissima is the source of this 3238-nucleotide messenger RNA. RefSeq names its product alpha-1,4 glucan phosphorylase L isozyme, chloroplastic/amyloplastic-like. Lineage: Eukaryota; Viridiplantae; Streptophyta; Magnoliopsida; Proteales; Proteaceae. The record is from RefSeq and is a predicted model, not a curated record. Gene Ontology annotation, cellular component: cytoplasm. Gene Ontology annotation, biological process: glycogen catabolic process. Bases 1 to 3048 code for a protein of 1015 amino acids. The transcript has 14 exons. Gene Ontology annotation, molecular function: glycogen phosphorylase activity; pyridoxal phosphate binding.
AUGGGUGACUCCACAGAUAUUUUGACUGCUACAUCUGAUCAGGUUAGCCAUGACAAAUCUGAUUUCCGUGAUCUCCAUCCUAACCCUAUCAAGUUAGACGGCAGUAAUUAUCUUCUAUGGUCUCGAUCAGCCUCGUUUGCUAUUGCUGGACGUGGCCUCACUGGUUAUAUUGAUGGGACUAUCCCUAUGCCGACUGCUCCUGGUACUGCCAAGACUCGAUGGCUAGCCAACAAUGGUCUUCUUAUGUCAUAUUUUGUUGGUUCUAUGAAUUCAGAUCUAGCCCAGGGAUUUCUUCUACUUAAUACCGCGUCUCAGAUUUGGGCAGCCUGUAAAGAGACAUAUGGGCGGCUUGGUAAUGAUGCUCAGGUGUAUGAGUUUUGCAAAAAGGUCCUUCAUACUACUCAAGGGGACCUCACGGUGUCUAAAUAUUAUGCCACUCUCCGCAGCCUCUGGCAGCAAUUGGACCAUUUUUCAGAUUAUCACCCUGAUACAGCUACCAACAUCGCUGCCUAUAAGAAAUCGGCUCACCAGACUGCUGCCCCUCUUCGGCCUUUAUCUGUUGGUAGUUCUCCUUCAGGUCCUAUUACCUAUGACCACUGUCAUAGGCCUUAUCAUACCAAAGACAAGUGCUGGAAGUUUCAUGGCAAACCGGCUGACUUUGAAGCCAAGCGGGCUGCCAAGAAAAAGCCUAAAAGCAAGGCAAAUCAAUCUGAAUCUGUUGAUAUAGCCCCGGCUACAGACAUUGGUCUAUCCAAGGACGAUUUACAAGCUUUCCUACGUAUACUAAGGUCUUCCGUUGCUGCUGCCUCUACUACUUCUGCUGCCACUGCCAAUUCCUCAGCUCCUUCAGCCAUCGACCAUCACUCCCUUGCUGCUGUCCAGCCACCCGAGGCUGCUGUCCAGCCUCCAGUGGCUGCUGUCCAGCCUCCCGAGGCACCCGAGGCUGCUGUCCCUUCACCUGCGGGGAAUCCAAUACAGGGGGAGAUCAUGGAAAUAGAUAGUGGUAAUGUUCCUAUUCAGGGGGAGCUGACUCCACCAAAGACUUGUGGGGACAAGGGAAAAGCUGAGCAGAUUUGCUACAUAUUGUACCCUGGGGAUGAGUCAGUGGAAGGAAAAAUUCUGCGUCUGAAACAACAAUACACACUGUGCUCUGCUUCUCUUCAAGAUAUUAUUGCUCGUUUUGAGAGGAGAUCUGGAAAGUCUGUGAACUGGGAUGAAUUUCCUGAAAAGGUUGCAGUACAGAUGAAUGACACUCACCCAACUCUCUGCAUUCCAGAGCUGAUGAGAAUAUUGAUAGAUAUAAAAGGCAUGGGGUGGAAGGAAGCUUGGAAUAUUACUCGAAGGACUGUUGCUUACACGAACCACACUGUUCUACCUGAGGCUCUGGAGAAAUGGAGUUUGGAGCUUAUGCAGAAAUUACUUCCUCGACAUGUUGAGAUCAUAGAAAUGAUUGACGAGGAGCUAAUUCAUACCAUAAUUGCUGAGUAUGGUAUAAAGGAUACUGACUUACUGCAGAAGAAACUGAAAGAGAUGAGGAUUUUAGACAAUUUUGAUUUUCCAGCCUCUGUCCUAGAUCUAUUUGCAUCAGAGGAAAGCUCUGCUACUGAUUUCAGUGAAGAUGUUGAAGUCUCCGUUGAAGAAGUUGAAGUCUCCGUUGAAGAAGUUGAAGGGUCCGUUGAAGAAGUUGAAGUCUCCGUUGAAGAAGUUGAAGGGUCCAUUGAAGAAGUUGAAAGUUCUGAUGCAGAGAUUAAAGCCACUGAUGAAGAGGAUGAGUCUGAAGGAAAGGAUACAAAGAAGAAGCAACCAGUGUUUUUAAAACCGGAUCCAAAACUGCCAAAGGUGGUCCGAAUGGCUAAUCUUUGCGUUGUUGGUGGCCAUGCCGUAAAUGGGGUUGCUGAGAUUCAUAGUGAAAUUGUUAAAACAGAGGUCUUUAAUGACUUCUAUAAGUUGUGGCCUGAGAAAUUUCAAAAUAAAACAAAUGGUGUGACACCAAGAAGAUGGAUCCGUUUUUGCAAUCCAGAUCUGAGUAAAAUCAUAACCAAAUGGGUUGGUACAAAAGACUGGGUCCUUGACACAGAGAAGCUAGCAGAACUUCGAAAGUUUGCGGAUAAUGAAGACCUACAAACUGAGUGGAGGGCAGCAAAAUGGAGCAAUAAGGCGAAAGUUGUGUCAUUAAUAAAAGAAAAAACAGGGUAUGUUGUCAGCCCUGAUGCAAUGUUUGACAUACAGGUGAAACGCAUUCAUGAAUACAAGCGCCAAUUAUUGAAUAUCAUGGGAAUUGUUUACCGCUAUAAGAAGAUGAAAGAAAUGAGUGCUGAAGAAAGGAAAGAGAAGUUCGUUCCUCGAGUAUGUAUAUUUGGAGGAAAAGCAUUUUCCACAUACGUGCAAGCUAAGAGGAUAGUGAAAUUCAUCAUAGAUGUUGGGGCUACUGUAAAUCGUGAUUCAGAAAUAGGAGAUUUAUUGAAGGUCGUUUUCAUCCCUGAUUACAAUGUUAGCGUUGCAGAAUUGCUUAUUCCUGCCAGUGAGCUUUCUCAGCACAUCAGUACUGCUGGGAUGGAGGCCAGUGGAACAAGCAACAUGAAAUUUGCAAUGAAUGGCUGUAUCCUGAUUGGGACCUUGGAUGGGGCCAAUGUUGAAAUAAGGGAAGAGGUUGGAGAAGACAACUUUUUCCUCUUUGGUGCACAAGCUAAUGAGAUUGCAGGCCUGAGGAAAGAAAGAGCUGAGGGCAAGUUUGUGCCAGACCCUCGGUUUGAAGAAGUAAAGGCAUUUGUCAGAAGUGGUGUUUUUGGACCCUCCAACUAUAAUGAACUCAUUGGAUCUUUGGAAGGGAAUGAGGGUUAUGGGCGUGCAGAUUAUUUCCUUGUUGGCAAGGACUUCCCCAGUUACCUGGAAUGCCAAGAGAAAGUAGAUGAGGCUUACCGAGACCAAAAGAGAUGGUCGAAAAUGUCAAUUUUGAAUACAGCUGGUUCAUACAAAUUCAGCAGUGAUCGGACAAUCCACGAAUAUGCGAAAGAUAUAUGGAACAUCAAACCUGUUGAGUUACCAUAGGAUGUUCAUAUCUGGUUGGUUUUCCAUGGUGUAUCUAUUGGGGGUUUACCUGUGUUCUUGCCGUCUGUAAUAUAACUUCUUUGAUGCUUGAGCUGUAAAGUUGUCAAAGCAGUACACGUAUAAUAAUAGCAGCAGUGGAGGGGGGGGGCACUUUUAAAGAUGGUAGGUAGUCUUCUGCAUCUCCUUUGCA